UAUCUGGAGGCUUCUUUCAUCUUGUGGAAGAAACCUGAUUCUCCCGUAUCAUCAUCAUUUUCGUCAUCAUUAUAAAAAGGAGGAGCUCGCGCUCAUUCACGCGCUCAAGAAGAACCAGACGAGUCAGUUCACGCGCGGAGCGACUCUUUAAAACACUCCACAGAGAUCAAACACAACACAGCACAGAGAUCAAACUUAGCGUAACAGCGUUACUAUUAAGAUUUACUUCUCUGUUUCAGGAUGUUUAGUUGUAUGUGAUGAUGUGAUGGGUCAGUCGGGUGUGUGGAAAUGUUUCACACAUGACCCCUGACCUCUACUGUUCGACCCAAUACAAGACACCAUGCCCCUGAUCCUGUAACUAUGAACGUACACAUGCACAACAGUCGGACGCCUCUUUACAGGCUGAAUGGCUAUGAGAACCCACACUCUGAAGACGAUCUACAGUUUCUUAGUCUUGAGGAACGGGAGUGUAUUUUGUUUUUUGAGAACACCAUUGGCUCUAUAGAGGAGGAGAUCGAGAACGAAGGAGUGGGAAUACCUGCACGUAACCACACACCUGCAGAGGUUCGUCCGCGCUCAUACACCACCCCGACCCUGAGAGACCAUGACAUCAUUGAUCUGGUGCACAGUGAACCCAGCAAGCAUACAAACGUCACGCCAGAUUUCCAAAGGCCUCCAGAGACUCAUUUUGAGAGGAAGUCCAAUCGUGAGCCCUUCAUAAACGUGUCAGCCCCAGUGUCAGAGGAAGGUGGACAUCAGCCCCCGCCUGGUUCUGUUCCCACCCCUGUCGUCAUCGCCAGUAAGAUUGCGGAGAACCAAGGUGCUAGCAGCGCUUCCACAUCCCCUUCAUUUCUGCUGCAGCACAGGCGCAGUCUCGAGCUUCCGGGGAGCCCUUCGGCCAAACACGGCCCUCCGACUCACGCCAAGCCUACGCAUCUCCCAGACAACAUCAGCGUUUUGCUCGGCAGCCGGGAAAACCUUUCCCACUCCAUCGCUGCGGAAGCCGUCGACGUGCAAGGGCGCAGGGCCCAAGUGCUAGCUAACCUCAGCGGUUCUGCACACCCUCUAGAGGGUGGAGAGCCAUCCUGCAUCCGUAACAUUCCCACGCGAAGCGUGUCUUUCCAACAACCGACAGCGGACAAAUCCAGGUUGGAGGCGCUCUCAAAGCUUGGACUAGCACAGAGGCGAACGCAAUCGGUCAUGCAGCCCUCUGCAAAAGACUUAAACAACAAAGACAACAGCGCCGCUAGGACAGCUCUCAGAAGUAACAGCACGCCGCCACAAACUUUCAAUAGUGUGAAUGAGCCAAGAAUUCCUAGAAGUGUCCCGGCCAGUAACCGCAACACCAGCAGCGCAUCUAAUAUUGCUGCUAAAGUCCACGGCAUGGACACCACAGAUCAUUCCAUGACCAAUAGCACCGCCGACAGACACGACAAGUUUGGCGAAACACCGGCACUAAAAAGCGCUGAGAUCACACACAGCGAUUUCAACAGUUUUGGUGGUAAGAGCAUCAGCUUAAACCCUACAACAUCUUUAAAGAGCGAGCAAGUCCCAAAUCACAACGCCACAGCGACUUCCUCACCUAAAUCAGAUGCUCAAGAAAUCCACCUCAAUAGCUUCGGUGGUUGGUCCCGAGUCAUGACGCCAUCUGUUGUGCACAGAGACGAUCCGAACCGUGGAUCCAGCAGCUAUAGCCGAACACCCCCCGACACAAGCCACAUGCAAAGCCCACCAAACAGUUAUGGAGCCAGAUCCAAGACCUUCUCGCAAGUAAAAGAGGUUACGAGCUCGCACCACGGAAGCAGGACAACAGAUGAAGACCCGCCUACAAGAGACGUGACAUCUUUACACCUCAGACCACCCUCUCAGACGGCUGCCAUCAGGCCCGCUAAACAGCCUCCCUCACCGGCACAGAGACCUCCGCGUCAGUCCACUCCUCUAAGCCCCACCAGGCCGAAACCCACUCCCCCGUCCCCAGAGCUCCGCCGCUCAUCUAUAUCGAAACCAUCCUUCCGCACCCAGGGGGUAACAGUCCAGUUUUCUGGGAAAGGAGCCACUGAUGAGGCUAGACGGGAUGCUCUACGCAGACUUGGGCUGCUCAAAGGGAGCCCUUAAAAGAUCACACCCAUAUACCCAGGUGUCAGUUGUUUAAAUGUUGAUCAUAUUAUUAGUUAUGGAAGGCCUAUAAAGGACAGACAUGCUUUUUGCCCCAUAAUAUCCCCCUGGAACCUAUUCCACUGGAAGAAAUCUUGCGUUGGAUUAAAGAAAACAUGCCACAAACACCGAUCUUUGAAAAGACUCACGUUAUCUGCAACUCUUCGGUUCCCUGGGAUCAAACCCACGUCCUUAGUGUUGUUGGUACCAAGCUCACCGACUUAAGCUACAGGAACAUUUGCAGAACUGUCUCUUUUGUUCUCGAUUUGAUGAGCUAUCAGCUUUGAAAGACAAACACGUUGGAGAUCCGUCCUUAGUGUGCAGCUUCCAAUUGUGUGGUUAUAGAAUCAUGGUUACCAAAUCCAGAAGUUAACAGUUAUAGCCCGGGUGGUUGUUUAUUGUGUUUCUCUUGUUUUAUGUGCCAUGUUGUGCCCAUAAGUUUCAAAAGACAAACAUGCCAUUUCUGUGUUGCUUGGUGGUAAAAGCAUGAUAAUGUGACCAAAGCUCUGGGGUUCUACCCCAAAUUGCUCACAUGCGCACAGGCAAGUAAGCCUACCCAUGGGAUAUGACCGCAGGGUGGAUUGUUUGGGUUGCAUCACCCUGCCUUUCGAAAGAUUGUUGCAGGGGCUAAACUAAUAUAAUACAAUACAAGGAAUUCUCACAGUGACGCUUUUAUCACAUACACUUACAAAUGUGUUUGUAGUGUUUUAGUCUUGUUAGUGUGUGAAGCUAGUAUGCAAAGUAUGCAUUUAGUUAACUUACUAAAGUUAGUUUCUUCAGUGUUUUAGUUUAGAUAGUAUGCAAAGUUUCUUUAAAGGUGCAGUGUGUAAAUUUUAGUGGCAUCUAGUGGAGAGGUUGCCAAUUGCAACCAACGGCUCAGUCCACUGCUCACCCCUCGCUUUUGAAACGCAUAGAGAAACUAUGGUAGCCGCCACCGGAAAAACAUGUCAUCAACGGAGACAUCUUGGUAAAAAAAAGUUUGUCCAUUAAGGGCUUCUGUAGAAAAAUGGCGGCACAAAAUGGCGACUUCCAUGUAAGGGGACCCUCGGUGUAUGUAGAUAAAAAAUUCUCGUUCUAAUGUAAUAAAAACAUAACGGCUCAUUAUAAAAAGUUUUUAUACACCCCUGAUAAUAUAGUUUUGUAUAUUAUUUAGCAUUUCUGUCAAGAGAUCCUUUUAAAAAUUACACAAUGCACCUUUAAUGACUUGCUUCCUAAAAUUAAUUUAUUUUAGUCUCACUAGUGUACAAAGCUAGUAUAUGCCAAUACUUUUAGAUACUUUCUAAAGCUUUACUGUUUAUAGUCUUUUUACUAAGCAAAGUUUUUACUAGCUCAGUUUCUUACAGUGCUUUUUAUGCCUUGCGUGUGAAAUAGUCUGUUUAAACACUUUGGGGUGUUUUCCCAGACAGGAUUAGCUUAAACCAGGACUAGGCCUUAGUUUAAUUAGGAAAUAUAACUAGUUUUAACAAACAUGCCUUGCUAAAAACAUUAUUUGUGUGCAUUUUAUGGCAAAACAAAGGCCACUGAUGUAUUUCAAGAUGUCAGUGCAAGAAGUUUUCAGUUUGGACAGCUCUUACAUUUAUUCUAAUUCCUGUCCGGGAAACCGCCCCUUGAUGGGUUAGUUGGUAAUUACUCAGCUUCUGGAAGUUUUAUGUAGUUUGGGUGAAUCUGGAUCAUGCUCAGGGAAUUUUCACAUAAGGAUUUGUACUCAUUAUGUAGCGUAUCAAAAAGAUUUGUGGCAACAGUGCUAUUAGAGUGCUGUUUUAUAUCUCUCUAUUUAUAAAAUAUUUACAUUGCAUCGUCUGUUAACAUGGAUGUAGUUUAUAAAUUUUAACCUGACCAAAUGUAAGUGGAGGAUUGUGAUGUAUUUAUUUUACUGAUGUAAUGUUAAAUUAUGGGGUGGGCACGGGAUGGAGUUUUUUUUGUACGACUACAGCACAGAUUGUAUGUUGUGUUUCUCUUCCAACAUUCCUCUGGCGUGGAGCACUGAAGAUCUCAUAAACUGAAUGCUAGUUUUAAAUUUAGUUCCUCCAACGCUAAACCACAAAGAUCCAAAUCUAGACAGAAAAACUGCUGUUGGCCGAGUCUGGAAACACAUGGAGCUAAAAAUCGCCAAAACCAUUCAUCAAAUCUAUUAACCUGUGUGUAAAAAAUCAAAGAGGUUUCUUGUGUGUGUGUGUGUAAUGUGGAUAUCAGUGAAUGAGUUAAGUGAAUGUAGUAUGGUAUGUUUGUGAUUUGUUGUUAAUGUUUUUUUUUUUUUGACUCCGGUUUUUUGCUUUGAAAUGAAGCAGUUAUUGAAGGAUACAGAGUGUGUGAUUGUGAACACCACAACACACACACACACACAAAGUAAAAACACACAUUUUCUUUUUAUCUCUUUGAACAUUUUUCUCCAUUUGUCAUAAUUCAGUAUCACUUUCUGAAUAAAGAUUUUAAACCAA
Misgurnus anguillicaudatus (oriental weatherfish) is the source of this 4592-nucleotide messenger RNA. RefSeq lists its product as uncharacterized. The record is from RefSeq and is a predicted model, not a curated record. Lineage: Eukaryota; Metazoa; Chordata; Actinopteri; Cypriniformes; Cobitidae.